Molecule: messenger RNA, 2160 nt
Organism: Zerene cesonia (dogface butterfly)
Lineage: Eukaryota; Metazoa; Arthropoda; Insecta; Lepidoptera; Pieridae
Product: heat shock protein 68-like
Exons: 1
Coding region: 113-2017 (634 amino acids)
Biological process (GO): protein refolding; cellular response to unfolded protein
Cellular component (GO): cytoplasm
Molecular function (GO): misfolded protein binding; ATP binding; ATP hydrolysis activity
Source: RefSeq, a predicted model, not a curated record
AGAAUAAUUUGAAAUACGAUACAGUGAAGACGAAGAGUUCGGUGAGAAUCGAAGCGAUUAUUAUCCUGCGAUAUUGAAGAGUUAUUGUGUGAAAUAAGUUAUUUAAUUCAAAAUGCCCGCAGUUGGAAUUGAUCUUGGUACAACAUACUCUUGUGUUGGAGUUUGGCAACAUGGAAAUGUGGAGAUCAUCGCAAACGACCAAGGCAACCGUACUACACCAUCAUAUGUUGCUUUUACGGACACAGAGCGUCUGAUUGGUGAUGCAGCGAAGAAUCAAGUGGCUUUGAACCCCAACAACACAGUUUUUGACGCGAAACGGUUAAUUGGACGCAAGUUUGAUGACCAAAAAAUUCAACAGGACAUGAAACAUUGGCCUUUCAAAGUCAUCAAUGAUUGUGGCAAACCAAAGAUCCAGGUGGAAUUUAAAGGAGAAAUGAAACGAUUUGCACCGGAAGAAAUCAGCAGUAUGGUUUUGGUAAAAAUGAAGGAAACGGCUGAAGCGUAUAUUGGAUCGACAGUUCGAGACGCCGUCAUCACAGUGCCUGCCUACUUCAAUGAUUCACAGCGCCAGGCUACCAAGGACGCUGGAGCCAUUGCCGGUUUGAAUGUACUACGUAUCAUCAAUGAACCCACUGCAGCCGCGCUGGCGUAUGGCUUGGAUAAGAACUUGAAGGGUGAACGCAAUGUUUUGAUUUUCGAUCUUGGUGGCGGCACCUUCGACGUAUCGAUACUAACGAUCGAUGAGGGAUCACUGUUUGAAGUGAAAUCGACGGCUGGUGAUACACAUCUCGGAGGUGAGGACUUCGAUAAUAGGCUCGUUAACCAUCUUUCAGAAGAGUUUGUACGCAAAUACAAGAAAGAUCUGCGUUCCAACCCACGCGCAUUGAGACGCCUCCGCACCGCCGCCGAACGCGCGAAACGCACUUUGUCAUCUAGCACUGAGGCCACCAUUGAAAUUGAUGCCCUUUAUGAGGGAAUAGAUUUCUACACUCGUGUUUCACGUGCUCGCUUUGAAGAAUUGAACGCUGAUCUCUUCCGUGGUACCCUAGAACCAGUGGAGAAAGCUUUGAAAGAUGCCAAAAUGGACAAGAGUCAAAUUCACGAUGUCGUGCUCGUCGGUGGGUCAACUCGCAUUCCUAAGAUCCAGACACUGCUACAGAACUUCUUCUGCGGCAAGAAACUUAACUUGUCUAUCAACCCCGACGAGGCUGUGGCAUACGGAGCUGCUGUUCAGGCUGCCAUCUUGAGCGGUUCAAAUGAUGCUAAGAUCCAGGAUGUGCUCCUAGUCGACGUCGCGCCACUAUCUCUUGGUAUCGAGACAGCGGGAGGAGUCAUGACUAAGAUCAUCGAGAGGAAUAGCAAGAUUCCCUGCAAGCAAUCUCAAACAUUCACCACCUACUCUGACAACCAGCCCGCUGUUACCAUUCAAGUGUACGAGGGAGAGCGAGCGAUGACGAAGGACAACAACCUCUUGGGCACAUUCGACCUCACUGGUAUUCCACCGGCACCGCGUGGAGUUCCGAAGAUCGACGUCACUUUCGAUUUGGACGCUAACGGUAUCCUCAACGUGUCUGCAAAGGAGAACAGCACGGGUCGUAGCAAGAACAUUGUCAUUAAGAACGACAAGGGCAGGCUAUCACAGGCAGAGAUCGACAGGAUGUUGGCAGAAGCGGAACGCUACAAGGAGGAGGAUGAGAAACAGCGACAGAGGGUAGCAGCGCGCAACCAGCUCGAAUCUUAUGUCUUCAGCGUACGACAGGCGCUGGAUGACGCUGGAGCGAAAUUGAGUGAGGACGACAAGAAUUCUGCUCGCCGCGAGUGCGACGAGGCACUGCGUUGGCUUGACAAUAACACUCUGGCGGAGCAGGAAGAAUAUGAACACAAGUUGAAAGACCUUCAGCGAGUUUGCUCGCCCAUCAUGAGCAAGCUUCACGGAGCUGGUGCUGGAGCUGGAGGCAUGCCUGGCACUGGUCCACAACAACACGGCAGUGGACCGACUGUCGAGGAAGUCGAUUAAACCUAAACCAAAUAUCAACCCUAUUUUUGUUUUAAGCGAUCUGAUCAGUAAUGUGAUACUAUGUUUUAAGACUGAUAUUUAUUUGGCUGCAGUGUGUGAUCAUCUGUUGAUUUAAAAAUAAUAAAUUAAGUUACAUAAAUUUG